AAAUAAAAAAAAAAACCAAGGAACGGUGCUGCCAAUUCUCGGGUGAAUGGUACUUCUUUGGGACUGCAAUACAACCUGAGAGAGGAAAUGGCGCCUCUCAUUAACCAGCGAAUGAAACCAUCACAUGAAAGCUUACCAAACACAUUUCGAUGUGGCCAUGGCGUUCUUUAUCAGAAACAAAAUGCUUGGGUUAACAAUAACUUUGAACACUUUAUCAUGGGCCGGAUUAAUAAUGCGAGAUCAAUACACGAAGACUCAAAGGAUCAUCGUCAGAGUGUAUGGGUGGCUGGUUUUCCUGUAUUUAUUUGUUGCUGCAACUUACGUACAAAUCGCGGACCUUAUUGACAUCUGGGGUGACCUUGAUCUCAUGGCGGAAACAUCUUUGCUUCUCUUUAUGGAAUUAGCAGUGAUUUCUAAGAUUUUAACGUUAAUAUUCAAAUACGAUAAAAUAAUGGAGAUCAUCAAUGGAACUGAAGACAUAUUGUGUUCUGAAAACAGAUUGGAAGGCCAAAAGAUUAUCGCGAGUAUCGAUAAAGAGACGACCCGGUUUUUUCAGUAUUACACUUCGUCUGUUAUUUUUACGACUUUUUUCUGGUUCUUGGGUGAGCAUAGCAGCACAUUUUUUAUUCGAGCUAAAUACCCGUUUAAUGAACUGAAAUCACCGGGCUAUGAGUUUGCACUUAUACAUCAGUGCAUGAUGAUGGUAUUCACGGGGUAUUUUGAGUUCAAUAUUAAUAUCUUCUUCGCAUCGGUGGUCGCAGGCUGCCGUUGUAGACUAAAGCUAGUGGCUUUGUCGCUACGAAAUAUCUGCAUCAAUAUACCGGUGAACAAAAAGAAUCUCAUCACACCAGAAGAAGAAAAACUCAUUACAGAAAGGCUUCACUGUGCUAUUUCGCAACAUAAGUAUGCUCUGGACGCAGCGGAGGACGUUAAGCAUUGUUUAUCCGAAGUACUUUUGGUGCAACUCACGGUAUCCAUUGUGAUCAUCUGCACUACGGCAUAUCAAAUGGCUGUGAACAAAUCAACUGAUACUAUACAAAAAUUAUCAAUGGCUGGGUAUUUACUCGGAGCGUCAUUUGAAGUUUUUUUAUUCUGCUUUCAAGGACAGUCUCUUAGUAACGCCAGUGAAGAUAUUGCGGACGCGGUAUAUGAAUGUCCAUGGUACACCCUCACUCAGCCCUUGAAACGGACACUGUUAAUAAUCAUGAUGCGAGCACAGAGCCCCGCCAUACUCACGGCGGGGGGAUUCGUGACCUUGGACAUAACCGAAUAUAUGGCGAUAAUGAAAGCAUCCUACAGCUUUUUCACGGUUCUCCAACAAGUCAGCGAAUAAGACAAUGCAUAAUAACUAUCUCAAGCUUUUCAAGAUUUUUCUUCUCACAUUAAUUCAAAUAAUUUUAUGCAAUUGUGUGAUCAACACCUAAAUCUUUUUUUUACACUCUCUGAACAACUUAACUACGAAUUUUAUAAAAAAAACUAGCGACCCGCCCUCGCUUCGCUUCGGAAACAU
Bombyx mandarina (wild silkworm) is the source of this 1510-nucleotide messenger RNA. RefSeq names its product odorant receptor 70a-like. Gene Ontology annotation, biological process: sensory perception of smell; detection of chemical stimulus involved in sensory perception of smell. The record is from RefSeq and is a predicted model, not a curated record. Gene Ontology annotation, cellular component: plasma membrane. Lineage: Eukaryota; Metazoa; Arthropoda; Insecta; Lepidoptera; Bombycidae. Gene Ontology annotation, molecular function: odorant binding; olfactory receptor activity.